Anthonomus grandis grandis is the source of this 19901-nucleotide messenger RNA. It is a transcript of the gene Fs(2)Ket, whose product is annotated as importin subunit beta-1. Gene Ontology annotation, cellular component: cytoplasm; nucleus. Lineage: Eukaryota; Metazoa; Arthropoda; Insecta; Coleoptera; Curculionidae. The transcript is spliced from 16 exons. Gene Ontology annotation, biological process: protein import into nucleus. Gene Ontology annotation, molecular function: small GTPase binding; nuclear import signal receptor activity. The record is from RefSeq and is a predicted model, not a curated record. Bases 369 to 3038 code for a protein of 889 amino acids.
UUGUCAAUCAACCAUUUUUUUAACGGUAACGAAACCUCCGCGUUGGCAAUUAGUACCAUUUUCCAUUUAUUUAUUAAACCGAAAUUAUUCCUCGAUAUAUACGUAAAAGUGCGAUUCUUAUUAAUUUUACCGAAGAUUUUCCCGUUGUGCCGUGAAACUUAUACAAAAGCGUUUAAAUAAAAAAAAUCGGAUUUGAAAGGCCCGACCUGUCAAAUUCAGCGUAGGAAUAUCCAGUACGAUUCAUUCCCGCAAAAGAUUAAUCUAGUCGAGUUGAAUCAUUUUACAUGUGGUGUUCGCGGUGUUCGCCGGCAUUUUUCCAUUAAAUCGCUAAAAAAACACCCAGUUACAGUCGAUUAAAUAGUGAAACGAUGGAGCCAGACACCCUUCAGUUGAUAGAAGUGCUAGAAAAAACAGUUUCUCCUGAUCAAAACGACCAGAAACAAGCGUCCACCUUCCUAGAUCAGGCCGCAGCCACAAAUCUACUGGGCUUCAUAAAAACCCUCUCGGACAUCCUGAGACAUGGCGGUAACAGCCAUGUCGCCCGGAUGGCCGCGGGUUUACAGCUCAAAAACCAACUUACCGCUAAAGAUCAAACCGUCAAAGUCCAGUAUCAGCAACGAUGGAUCGCUUUUCCCGAAGAUAUUCGCAACUAUAUUAAGAAGAAUGUUGUGGGAGCUUUGGGAACUGAAACGAACAGACCCUCUUCGGCCGCCCAAUGUGUCGCUUAUAUAGCGGUCGCGGAAUUGCCGCAACAACAAUGGCCGGACCUUAUUUCCACUUUGGUCAGUAAUGUGGUGAAUGCCACCUCGGAGAUGCAAAAGGAGGCCACUUUAGAGGCGAUUGGUUACAUAUGCUCUGAAAUCGAUUCGGAUGUCCUGGUGUCUCAAUCGAAUGACAUUCUCACGGCCAUAGUUAGCGGGAUAAGGGUGGCGGAGCAGAGUAACCACGUUAGGUUGGCCGCAACAAGAGCCCUUCUUAAUUCCCUUGAGUUUACUAAGGCCAAUUUCGAUCAUCCGGCUGAAAGGAAUUAUAUUAUGGAGUGUAUUUGUGAGGCCACACAGUCUACAGAUACCGCGAUUAAGGUAACCGCUCUCGAAUGUCUAGUGAAAAUCAUGUCACUCUACUACCAACACAUGGAGCCAUACAUGGGACCCGCUUUGUUUCCUAUUACUUUAGAAGCUAUGAAGUCCGAUAAUGAUGCUGUGGCUCUACAGGGUAUUGAGUUUUGGUCUAAUGUGAGCGACGAAGAGGUAGAUUUGGCCAUAGAGGACACAGAAGCUCAGGAAGCCGGCAGGCCGCCUUCCAGAGUUUCUUGUCAUUAUGCCAAAGGGGCCCUGCAUUACAUUGUACCGAUUCUUUUGCAAAAACUGACAAAACAAGAGGAGUUAGACGAUGAGGAUGAUUGGAAUCCCACUAAGGCGGCCGGGGUUUGUCUCAUGUUGCUCGCCAGUUGCUGCGAAGACGAAAUUGUGCCUCACGUGUUACCAUUUAUUAAAGACAAUAUUAAAUCGGACAAUUGGAGACUGAGGGACGCGUCACUGAUGGCCUUCGGUUCGAUCCUGGGCGGCCUCGAUAAUCCCACACUGAAACCGUUAGUGGAGCAAGCGAUGCCCACUUUGAUCGAACUGAUGUACGACAGCAGCGUCACUGUGCGAGAUACGGCCGCUUGGACCUUCGGUAGAAUCUGCGAGAUCAUUCCAGAGGCGGCUAUAAACGAGGCCUUCCUCAAACCGUUACUGGAGAGUUUAAUAAACGGACUGAAAGCGGAACCGAGGGUCGCUGCGAACGUUUGUUGGGCAUUUUCCGGUUUGGCGGAAGCCGCAUACGAAGCGGCCGCAUGCGAGAUCGCUGGUGGUGAUGAUACUAAUCCGGAAACCUACUGUUUGUCGCAAUAUUUCGAGUUUAUUGUGCAGAGACUGUUAGAGGUGACAGAUCGACCGGAUGGGGCGCAGCACAACCUGAGACCGGCUGCCUACGAGGCCCUCAUGGAAAUGAUCAAGAAUUCCCCGAGGGAUUGCUACGUUACUGUGCAAAAAACCACCAUGGUCAUUUUGGAACGGUUACAACAAGUGCUCCAGAUGGAAUCGCACAUCAGCAGUCACAGCGAUCGGUCCCAAUUUAACGAUCUGCAAUCGCUACUGUGCGGCACGUUACAGUCGGUACUGAGGAAAGUUACGCCUGAAGAUGCACCGCAGAUUUCCGAUGCGGUUAUGACGGCCCUACUGACCAUGUUUAACUCGAACAAGAGCGGUGGAGUCCAGGAAGAUGCGAUUAUGGCUGUGUCUACUCUAGUGGAGGUGCUCGGCGAAGGUUUCCUCAAAUACAUGGACGCCUUCAAGCCCUAUUUAUAUUUAGGCCUGAAGAACCAUCAGGAGUACCAAGUUUGCGGUACCGCCGUAGGUCUUACCGGGGACAUAUUUAGGGCCUUAAAACUGAAGGCUUUGCCGUAUUGCGACGAGAUUAUGGCCCUGCUGUUGGAGAAUUUGGGCGAGCCUACGGUACAUCGGAACGUGAAACCGCAAAUUUUAUCGGUGUUCGGCGAUAUGGCUUUGAGCAUCGGGGGUGAGUUUAAGAAGUAUUUGGAAGUCGUGCUGGCUACGUUGGCGCAGGCGUCACAAGCACAAGUUGACCGUACCGAUUUCGACAUGAUCGACUACCUAAACGAGCUGAGAGAGGGCGUCCUGGACGCCUACACUGGCAUCAUCCAGGGUCUAAAGGGCGACGCGUCGAAUCCCUCGCCCGACGUCAAUCUACUCGAACGUCACAUCCCGUUCAUCGUUCAAUUUAUUACCGCGGUCGCACAAGACGCCGAUCAUUCGGACGGCACCAUUGCCGUGGCAGCUGGUAUUGUAGGAGAUCUAUGUUCGACGUUCGGUCCGCCGAUGUUGCCGUUGCUAGAGUUGCCCGCGAUCCAGGAGAUGCUGGCCCAGGGCAGAAGAUCGAGGAUAUCGCGUACGAAAACUUUGGCCACGUGGGCCACGAAGGAAAUGAAGAAGUUGAAGGUGCUUAAUCAGCCGACGGCGCCUGCUGCCAGCUGAUUUAUGACGUACCAGUCAGACUAUCUUACGACCAACGCGAACACACCCGAAAUCGGCCCGGUAAUCUUGGGAUACGGAAGGUACAACCUGGGCAACUAACACCGGAACCGCAAUCAAAAUUUUCAAUUAUCGAAAGUGUCUCGCGAAUGGACCGCAGUUUAGCAAACAAACAUAAUAAUAAUAAUUUGUUUCUUUUAAUUAUUUUAAUUUCGAUCUCGCUCGCUCCCUCUCGUGGGGUAGUCUGAGUAUGGGUCGGGGUCGUCUUUUUAGUUAUAUCAUUUGUUAGUUGGGGGCAAAAAAAAAAUAACAGGGAAAAAAAUUGCGCGUUUUGAAUGAUGCAAAUGCGAGGAAAUUUUAUUAUGUUAAUCAAAGUUUUAUGUAAAUAUGAAUAAUAUUAUAAAGGAAAUGAAACGCGCAGUUUUUAUCGUUUUGUAUCGAACACUUUUAGCCACGUAAUUCGAAAUUGCUACGGGGUAAGUAACAUUGAUGUUUAAUUAUUAUUUUUUUAUUAUUAUUGAUUCAGUCAACGGAUGAAUUAUAAUAUAUUUUUUUUGUUAAAACUUGUAUGUCUACACUGUCUACUCGAUAUGUUGCUUAAAAAAAUAUAGUGUAAUAUCAUGUGGUGGUUGUUCAAUCGAAACGAUAUGUAGUUUAGUGUUUGUUCAGAGGCCCCCGCUUCACGCAUUAAUUUUAUUUGUUUUUAAUUCGUGUGCAGAAGGGGGUUUUGUCCUUAUUAUGGUAAAUGGGUUAAAAAAGGACAGAAUUGGCGCAUAAAUAAUUAAGAAAUGGCACGGAUCAAGUUGGAAAUUUGUGUGAUUAUCGUCCAAUGUUAUUACAGAACAGUCAUAUUUGAGGGGUUCAAAGCUGAGUGUGGGCCAUGAAAAUUGUCAAAAAAUGAGAUUUUUUUUGGUAAUGUUGCAAAAUAUCUAGAGGUCAAGAACCAAGGCAGAUACAGUAAUGAAAUUCCGUGUAGAGGUUCUUCAUUUAAUUUCAUGAGACACCUUUUUCAGGAUUUUUCUGGGAAAUAUACUGGAAGUUGUAAAAAUAAAAUUUUAAAGGUGGCUAUUUUUUUUUUCUAAAGAAGUGGCAAAGUGUCUAUAACUCGAGAACUAUGAGAGUUACAAUCAUGAAAUUUGGUAUAGAGGCUCUUUAUUUAAUUUCAUUAGACACCUAUUUCAGGAUUUUUCUGGAAAACAUCUUAAAAGUUGUAAACAAAAUUUUUUUAGGGUGUGUAAUUUUUUUCUCUUAAAAAAAUGGCAAAGUGUCAUAACUGGAGAACCAUGACAGUGAGAUUCAUGAAAUUUGGUAUAGAGGCUCUUCAUUUAAUUUCAUUAGACACCUAUUUUAGGAUUUUUCCAGAAAAAGAUCCUAAAAGAUGUAAAAAUUUUUUUUUAAUGGUGGCUAUUUUUUUUUUUUUUUCAUUAAAAAAUAUCGUCUGUGAGCCUGCAAUUUCUCCUAACUAAAUUUUACCCGAUUUUUCACAAGAGCCAAAAAACUGAUAUUGUGUUAGUUUGUUAAAACUCUCCAAAUUUUUGCUGCUCACAUUGUUUUUAUAAAAGGGUUUUUUGAGUAAUUUAUUUUAACUUUGAUAAAAAGUUUUUAUUUUAAGAUAGGAUUUAUUGAUAUGAAAAAACAGACAGAUAGGGUAAUUUGAAACAAAAGAAUAAAGGGGAUAAAAUAAAAUUACUCUUUUAAAAAUGAAAAGUUUUAUUUCAAAAAUAACUAAGUGAACCAAAAAAUAUUGGAUGGCAUUAUAGACUACUUCUUCUACAUUAAAAAAUAUUGUGCUUUUAAUAACGAAACUCAAAAAACAAACUUAUAAAUAUCAGACCUAUAAAUGAGCGAAACUAUCAUAAAAGUGAUGGACAUCUCAUGGCAAAGCACUUUUUAACUUUUGCAAGUGUUUAAAUUUACUUACAGGAAUUUUACAUUGUUGAGUAUGCAUCUUGGGAUAUUCCAUUAUUACCUCAAGAUUUUUCGGCCUCACCGGCAACGUUUGCCAUUUACCAUCAAAAACUGUUUUAAUCUGAAUUAGAUUAUCGUAUUUUAUGCACUUUAUGUCCGUAACUUUAGGAUUAUCUGCAGAUUUUCCUGGGCGUAUGGAAGAAUACCUUAAAUGGCCUGCUAGCAAAUAGUUUCUAAAAAAACAAAAAUACAACUCGACCGCUUCGUAGGGUCUAGGAUUAUGUCGUGCUUCUCUAGUAACCGACAAAUAAUCGCUAGGAAGAUGAAUUUUCUCGAUUUUGCAGUUUUCGUUCUAUUGUAGAGUGGACUCCAUGUAGGGAUGUCCGGACUCUAAAAAUUUUUGGUAAAUGGUCACUCCAAAUUUAAUAGAAAAGUUUAAAAGAGCAUUCGCCAUUAUGUUGUUUCUAUUUUGAUACGUUCGAAUAAAUAAUGAUGGGAACGCUUGUUAAAACACAUUUUUUUUCUAAAUAGUCCAACAAGCAUGAAACAAAAGUAGACGCUUUCAACUCGCUGUUUUGGUCUUCAGAAAACCAAUAGCAACACGCAUCAUGCGUUUUCAUGUUAUAAAUAGUAAAAUUAUGGCAACAUAAUUUUGUCUUAUAGUAAAGAGCAUUGGCCUGCAAGUAUGGAGAUAAUUUGACUGCUUGCAGAUCCAUUGAAAUUAAGAUACAAUUAUCUAAAAGUGCCUCGCUUUUAUCUUUCAGUUUUUCCUCCCGUGCACGAUCUUUCCUGCGAAUAUGCUCUUGAUAGUCACUUUCUGCUAGAUUUCCUUUCUCAUAAGAGGUACAAACGUUACAUUUAUCUUUUUUUAAAGUAUAUAUAGAUAAAUUUAAUUCCUUAAAUCUCCUCGGUAAAGUAUUUCCUGGUGAUUGAUGGUAAUUUUUUUUCUGAGCAAAACUCUUGAUAAACCUUAAAAAGUUCAAGUUUUGUUUUAAAUACCUCCGAAAACAGCUUUUUUGAAUUUUUUCUAUUAUAGUGAGAGGGUAGCUUAGGUAAGGAAUUUAAAAACGUAUCAACGUGCUGUAUACUUGAAGUGUUGCGUAAAGCAAUUUCUCGCUUUUUAGUUAUUUUACGGCCUUCAUCCUGAUGCAUGCCUGAUUCACUACUGUUCACCCAGUCUUGGACUGUUUUGUAUCCAAGAGCAAGGGUGUUUAGAAACAUUGUGCGACAUUUUUUAUUGUCAACAUUUAGGUAAUACACAAAAGUCCUCUGUCGUUGUCUUGAGUUUUCUUGCGUUUUACGUUUCACGGAAAUUUUUUCGACAGUUGAAGCAACGUAAACCUUUUUCUGAUCCCACGACAUUUCGCUCCAAAAGUAAUUAAAAAUUAUUUCUCUCUGAGCUUCCGUAAUUUGAAAACAUUUUCUUACUUUUGACUUUCUACAGAAAUUUGAAUUACAUCCACCUUUUAGUUUUCUUUCUCUUCUGUUUAUAUUUUGCUGAUAUUUUCCAUUCUCUCUUCAUAUCAACGUCCGAGUCAACGUCUGUCUGGACGCCUAAGAGUGAAACGUUCUCAACGUCAACGUAAAUAAACUUAUUUUAUUUUGUCUAACUGACCUUCGUUAUGUUUCCCAACAGUCUCAACUUCUUGGCAGAUUUGUAUUAGUAAAUUUGUAUUAAUAAUUUGUAUUAGUAUAGUAAACUCGCAGCAGAAACACUUUCAUCAGAUGUUGAUGAUAUAUCUGAAGGUACGUAAUCGUCACCUGCAUUGUCAGAACUGCAAUUUGUGGCUUUAGAGAAAUCACGACUGUUAUCAGGCGGUUAUAAAGCUCAAAGCAAAAGAACAUUUUAACUAUUGCAGAGGUACCUAUCUUCCACAACCGGAUCUGUGAAUAUGUCGGAAUAACUGUUUUGCAGCACAUCAUCAGUUAUUUGUGCGAAAUCUUCAUAAUAAGGCCCGGAACUGUUUAAAAGCAUUUUAUCGGUAUCUAAAAAGUCAUGAAAAAUUUAUUAAAGAGUUUAUAGUAAUUUUAAUUAUUUUCAAAUAUUUUUCUUAGAUUGUUCCGAUUUUUUUGCCGACAACUGUACUACUUACCAAGCACAACGACACUACUUUGUGGGUUUUCCACUAUAUUUAUUCCUACAACAACAAAAAAUAUUUUAAUUACUUUUGUAUAUAAAUUUUCCUAAUAUUGAACCUUUACAACUAAUAGUUCCUAUUUUUAUUAAAAAAACACUUUUGCACAAGUAACUAUUAUCACAAACUAGAAAAAUGAAGCUGAAAUCUGCCGACAACAAGUUCUUGCUCGAAAGCGUGGAUAAACACUGCAGUUAGGAGAAAUUGCGUUCAAAAAACGUGCCAAUUCAUUAGGAGAUAUUGCCACAAGGCAAUUUUACGCGCGAAAAAAUUUUUGACAGUCGAGUUCAUGCGCAGUAACGUAAAGACUGUUGGGUUGCCUAAAAGUCAUUUUUGCUGAAAAUGCUAGUUAGGAGAUAUUGCAGGCUCACGGACGAUAUGGCAAAGUGUCAUAACUCAAAAACCAUGAUAGUUAGGUUCAUGAAAUUUGGUGUAGAGGUUCUUCAUUUAAUUUCAUUAGACACCUAUUUCAGGAUUGUGCUGGAAAAUACUUUAAAGUCUGAUAAAAUACUUUUUUUGAGACACUGGAUUAAUAUUUUAGUACUGGAUGAAUAAUUUAGCAAAAUUGGUAUGUGGAAUUUUGCCAGUGGUGCUGGCUACUGCUCGUUCAGAUUUUUUGUCUAAAAAUACCUGGAAAAAUUACUUUUUACAAAUGUCAUUUAUUCCAACCUCCGAAUGCCUGUCAAAAUAAUCAAAUUUGUUAUUUCUUCCAGGAAUUUGGAGUACAAGUUAAAGAACUAUGAAAUUUUGCAUUUUUUUCAGGCAUUUAGAAUAAAAAAAUUGAUAAUAUUCAAAUUCCUGUUUUCCAUUUGAAUCAGAUUACUGAAAAAAAAAAAUUGAAAUUUCCUAUAUCUUCCAGGCACUUGAAGUAAACAUUAAUUUAGGCAAAAUCGUCAAAUUUGUCAUUUACUCCAGGAAUUCGGAGCGAGAGUUUGAAAAUAUUCAAGUUCCAUUUAGUUUUCAUUCAAUUUAUUGUACUAAAAAAAAUUCUUUUUUGUCCAGGCAAAAAUUACCUAAAUACUAAAACCUUGAGAAAACCAAAAAUACCUGGAAAAAAUGCAACGUUAAACAUAGUAACAUUGAAUUAGAUCCAUUAUUGUCCAAAAACUGUAUACAGUUGACACAAUUUCUUUUAAAGGGUAAAUAAAAUUUACGAACUUGCUCCACUUUAGCUUUGAGCCUCUCAUUUAUCGGAAUUAUCUGCGACUCCUUGUAAACUAUUUAAUAAAUGUGUUUUGGAUGCUUUUGGACACCCCUUAUACACAAUUUCAUAUAUAUAAUACUAAUAUUUAAGGCAUAAUUAUAUAGUUGCCAAGAGUCACAGUAAAAGCGAGUUUUUGCCCAGAAACUCUCUUUUUUUUUUUAAUUGAAAAAUCACAAAACUAUAAAGCACUCAGUCAGUCAAACGUCCUUUUCUAACCCAUACCAGUUUAAUUAAAUUAAAAACCAAAAAAAAAACUGAAAAAAAAAGAAAUCAUUACUACUAUAAUAUACAUCGGAACCAAACGGAUUCCAUUGGAUUAAAUUCAUUGAAUAAACGCUCAGGUAAAUUUGCAUUGUUGCAUGUUGAUGAUGAUGGCUGGUAUAAAGUGGAGGAGAGAGAUUUUCUGCUUGGUAUGUUUAUUAUGGAUGGGUAAGUCGUUAUCGGUGGUGAAUAAUAGUGAUCGGUAAGGAUUUGUGAUGAACGUUUUUUGUUGUUGUUGUUGAUAGGAGGACGGACGCUCCGCGUUGUGCCUUGUCCGGGUGAUGAUGAUGAUGUUGUUUCAGGUGGGUGGGUGGGUGUUUGAUUUAUUUUUUAUUAAUGUGAAGGUUGGGGGUAAGAAAGUUAUUAAAUUGAAGGUUUAAAUGCCAUAGCCAUAUAGAACUUACACUUGGAAUGCCUGGAAUAUUUUUUUAUAUUUAUUCUUUUUAAAGGAACUUUUAGUUUCUUCUAAGAAAACCGUGCAAUUUAAGUGAUUUAACUCAUUCAUACUCUUAUUUGUAACCAGAACAGAACACUUUUCUUUGCACAGGCUUUUCUAUGAGGCAAUUGACAAUUAUGUGUUACACUUGUUUUUUGAAAGUCAAAAUAGUUUUAGAAAAUUAUUCUUAUGGAAAAAUUGUUUACUUCGAACUUUUUAAAAACAUAAAUUUUGUUAAAUGAAAUGUUUCGCAAUAGGUUUCGUCAAUGCAGUGAUAGAUUUAUGAGUUUUUUAGCUUAAAAAUUGAUUUUCUACAUAGCAUGAUCGAUCGUUUCUAAAAUAAUAUUUUUUUUUAAGAUUCUUCACUAUAUACUGUGAUAGUUCUUCCAGGCAAUUCAGACUCUUGGAGUGCCUGGAAUAAUUAAUUAUUAGCUUGUUUUGCCACUGUGUCCCCGACAUAGUGCCUGAAAUCUUCGAAGUACUCUGAUUCUCCUUCCAGGCAAUUGAGACAUUUGAUAUGCCUGGAAUAUUAUGUGCUCUAACAGUUCUUCUAAGCAAUCGAUCCACUUAAAGUUCUUGAAAUACUUUUAUAAGUACUAUGAUAAUUCUUCCAUACGACGAAGAAACUACAGCAUUAAUAGCAAUCGCUAGUGGUUGUAUAGUAAUUGCAUUUCAAGCCUAUUUUCAUCUAGCUUUUUGUCCUUCUUAAAAUAAUCUCUAUUUGUUGGAUCCCAUAAAUUUGGAAAUCCCCUAUACAAAUCGAUUAAAUCAAGUUGUUUGUCUUCGUUCCACAUCGCAACAGAUUUUGUUUUUAAUUUUUUUUAUUAAUUUCCGACGUGUCUCCCUCGGAAGCUGCCACAAACCGUACUAACUUGUACCAACGCGCCUCCGACGGGCCCCCCUUUGAGCGCGUCGAAAAGACCGACAGAAAAUGGAUCGCAGCGCACCCACAAUCGAGCCCGUACAUACUUCACGAAUUUGGCCCGUCUCCUCAGGUCUAUACGAAACUUUACAAAGGAAAGCAGUUUCAAGUUCUUUGGCGAAUUUUUCAUAACCCUUUCUCAAUAGUCCAAAUUUUAUUUUGAAAUUGUGAUUGUCUAUUUGUAGUUUAUCCAAUCACGUCCGAAAACAAUCAUAUUAUUAGGAUUAUUCCCUUUUUUUGUAUUUAAGUGCCUGGAAUCCUCUUCUAAGUACUCUGAUACUUCUUCCAGACAAUUGAGUCACUUGAAGUGCCUGGAACAAUUUUUAAUCUACUCUAACAGCUUGUUACAAGCUUAUAUUUAUUAUCUUUAAAAUAAUAAUUUUUUUCCAAAGAAACCCGUAUAUUUCCCAUUAAUUUAAGGUGGACGCUAUAGAGAGUAACGUUCAAAUUUGGCGCCGUAUGCAUGAUUUAACUAUUAUUGCGCUGUUGUUAAACAUGUUUUAACCAGAACAUUUUUAUUUGCGCAGGCUUUUCUGUCAGACAAAGAUCUUUGCAGUUAAAAUAUUCUAAAAGAGGAAAACAGUUUCGAGCUCUUUUGGUGAAUUUUUCGAACAUAUCCCUUGCUCAUUCCUUGAAUACUUCAAGUUUUAUUUUGAAAUUGUGAUUGUCUAUUGUAGUUUAUCUAAUCACAUCUGAAAACAAUCAUAUUAUUAGGAUUCUUUGCUUUUUUUGUAUAUGCGUCCUAGAUAUAGUGCCUGGAAUCCUCUUCUAAGUACUCUGUUACUUCUUCCAGGCAAUUGAGACACUUUGAAUGCCUGGAACAAUUUUUAAACUACUCUAACAGCUUGUUACAAGCUUAUAUUCAUUAUCUUUAAAAUAAUAAUUUUUUUCCAAAGAAACCCGUACAUUUCUCAUUAAUUUAAGGUGGCCGCUAUAGAGAGUAACGUUCAAAUUUGGCGCCGUAUUCGUGAUUUAACUACUAUGGCGCUGCUGUUAAACACUUUUUAACCAGAACAGUUUUAUUUGUGCAGGCUUUGCUGCCAGACAAAGAUUCUUGCAUUUCAGAUAUUCUAACAUAGGAAAGCAGUUUCGAGCUCUUUGGUGAAUUUUUCGAACACAUCCUUUUCUCAUUCCUUGAAUACUUUAAGUUUUAUUUUGAAAUUGUGAUUGUCUAUUGUAGUUUAUCUAAUCACAUCUGAAAACAGUCAUUUUAUUAUGGUUUUUCGCUUAUUUUGUAUCUGCGUCCUGGAUAUAGUGCCUGGAAUCCUCUUCUAAGUACUCUAAUUCUUCUUCCAGGCAAUUGAGUCACUUGAAGUGCCUGGAACAAUUUUUAAUCUACUCUAACAGCUUGUUACAAGCUUAUAUUUAUUAUCUUUAAAAUAAUAUUUUUUUUCCAACGAAACUUGUACAUUUCCCAUUGAUUUAAUGUGACCGCUAUAGAGAGUAACGUUCAAAUUUGGCGCCGUAUCCGUAAUUUAACUACUAUGGCGCUAUGGCGUUAAACACUUUUUAACCAAAACAGUUUUAUUUGUGCAGGCUUUUCUGUCAGACAAAGAUCCUUGCAUUUUAGAUAUUCUAACAUAGGAAAGCAGUUUGGAGCUCUUUGGUGAAUUUUUCGAACACAUCCCUUUCUCAUUCCUUGAAUACUUUAAGUUUUAUUUUGAAAUUGUGAUUGUCUAUUGUAGUUUAUCUAAUCACAUCUGAAAACAGUCAUUUUAUUAUGAUUUUUUGCUUAUUUUAAAUCUGCGUCCUGGAUAUAGUGCCUGGAAUCCUCUUCUAAGUACUCUAAUUCUUCUUCCAGGCAAUUGAGUCACUUGAAGUGCCUGGAACAAUUUUUAAUCUACUCUAACAGCUUGUUACAAGCCUAUAUUCAUUAUCUUUAAAAUAAUAAUUUUUUUUUAAAGAAACCCGUACAUUUCCCAUUAAUUUAAGGUGGCCGCUAUAGAGAGUAACGUUCAAAUUUGGCGCCGUAUCCGUGAUUUAACUACUAUGGCGCUGCUGUUAAACACUUUUUAACCAGAACAGUUUUAUUUGUGCAGGCUUUUCUGUCAGACAAAGAUUCUUGCAUUUCAGAUAUUCUAACAUAGGAAAGCAGUUUCGAGCUCUUUGGUGAAUUUUUCGAACACAUCCCUUUCUCAUUCCUUGAAUACUUUAAGUUUUAUUUUGAAAUUGUGAUUGUCUAUUGUAGUUUAUCUAAUCACAUCUGAAAACAGUCAUUUUAUUAUGAUUUUUUGCUUAUUUUGUAUCUGCGUCUCGGAUAUAGUGCCUGGAAUCCUCUUCUAAGUACUCUAAUUCUUCUUCCAGGCAAUUGAGUCACUUGAAGUGCCUGGAACAAUUUUUAAUCUACUCUAACAGCUUGUUACAAGCUUAUAUUUAUUAUCUUUAAAAUAAUAAUUUUUUUCCAACGAAACUUGUACAUUUCCCAUUAAUUUAAUGUGAACGCUAUAGAGAGUAACGUUCAAAUUUGGCGCCGUAUUCGUGAUUUAACUACUAUGGCGCUGCUGUUAAACACUCUUAACCAGAACAUUUUUAUUUGUACAGGCUUUUCUUUGAGGCAAUUGACAAUUAUGUGAACACUUUUCUUUAAUAAAUAAUAAUUUUUUUUUAAAUUGCCCUACUUUUUCAAAAAUUGCAGAAAUGAAUAUUUUUGCUAAAUGAAAUGUUUCGCAAUAGGUUUGGUCAAUACAAUGACACACCAUUAGUUUUUCAGAUUAAAAUUGAGUUUCUACAUAACAUUCGAUCGAUCAUUCCUAAAAUAAUAAUUUUUUUUAAAGGUUCUCCGCUAAAUACUGUGAUAGUUCUUCCAGGUAAUUCAGACACUUGGAGUGCCUGGAAUAAUUAAUUAUUAAGCUAAUUGUCGUACUCUGAUAGCUUGCCUUAAGUUUAUAUUCAUACUCUUUGAAAUAAUAAAAAUUUUUUAAAGAAAACCGUAGAUUUUCCGCCAUUCUAACGUGGGCGCUAUGGAGAAUAACAUUCAAAUAUGGCGCCACAUACGUGAUUUAACUCAUAUUGCGCCGGAUAGGUGGCACUGCUGUUAUUGUGUCUUAUUUUAAAAGAAAAAGUUCUAUAUGGUAAACCAGUUUAAGAAUUACUGUCAAUCCCCAAGCCUUCAAUUAAACGUGUGAACUUUAAUUAAUUAAUUAGAAAAACAAAACUGUGCCUUUACGGGUUAAAGGGGCAGUUACCAGGGGAGGGUAGAUCAUUAAACAAAUUAAAAACAAAAAAAACAACAAAAAAAUAAUCUGUGAUUUGGAAGGGUUUCUGGGAACCGUUGCCAAACAAACAAAAAAAAUACGAUGAAUUCCAUUAGUUUUUUAAUAUUGAAAUUGUUGAAUGUAAAAUAUAGAAUAAAGAAACCCUUCCAAUGUGCGUAAUUAUAAAUCGUAACGAUUAUAUAAUUAUCGAUUCCUCGUAUGUAUGUGAUAUUUAUCCGUGGGGGCGUAAUUAUUAAUGGACGGCUAAGGAACGAACGGACGGCAUUCCAUAGAGAUUUAUUUUUUUACCGCGUUGCGUUUUGCGACAUACGAUACAUAUCUAACCUUGUAAUUUGUCACAAAAAAAAAAACGUAUAUACAAUGACAUAUCUUGGGAAUGGUAGUUAGUUCGUUAUUUAAUGUAGUUACCGAUGCCUUCUUUGACACGUUUUUUGAGCCUAAUUAUAUUUGCUCUAGACCCAGAUAUACCCAAAGUUUUUCGUUUUAAAUUGUUUCCCCAACAAACAAAAUGGUAUUAGGAUCACAUUAUGUACAUUAGUAAUUUUUAAUUCUCAUCUAAAUACUAACUACUAUAUACACUCAAAAUGGACAAGACGCACACGUUUUAUAUAAUAUAGACUUUUGUGGUUCCAUUUGGCCGAAACCGACGUCCCCCACGGUGCAAAACAAGGCUGUAUGAACUAGUAUGUAAGAAGCAUGAUCGUUAUUUUGUAUGUAAGUUAAUUUAAACUUUUUUUUUCUCAUUUAGUACAAUAAGGAUUUUUCCACGUUACUGUGUAAGGAUUAAAUUACGAUUUUUCAUACCGAGGCCUACGAACUACUAUAUAUAUAUAUUUUUUUUUAAUCGUGAACGCCGAAUAUUACGGUGGGAUUUUUAAUUACUAAGUUACAGCGAAUCGGUAUAGUUUAGAUCUCGCGUGUGUCGUUUCAGAACUUCUUAAUUGAGGAGCGAAAUAUACAAAAGGGUCCUAGCAUGAAACCAGUAUUUCUCUACUUUAUUAUGUCCAGGAUAGGGGUAAAGUGUAAUGAAUAAAAUGUACAAGUUUUGGAGUUUAACUCUUUACUUGGUUAAGAUUAUUUCGUGAUACUGACAUUGAUUGGUUCAGUACAUAAUUUUAAAUUACUCGGAGGUUAACGUCCCUUACCCUUUACUAGCUUAGGGUUCAUUUUUUAAAUUGUACUGACAUCACUAAGGUGAAAGGUCGUUGUUCUACAUCUCUUACUUCCAGAGAGUAAGAGAGGUUGGUUCUGUACCACAAAUUCCUAAUAUGAACGAAGCCAAUCGGAGAUCUCUACAGAGCCUUUCCAGAGAAGUUGGAAUACAAAAUUACCUGGAAAUAUAGAUAAAUCUGGUCCAAAUUUAAGUACAAUCAACCGAGAUCUAUGCACCUAAAAUGUUCAUCAUGUCUUGCAGGUCUUCCUGGACUUAGGACGUUUCCUUUGUCAACUGCCUGGAAGUGCUAGAAAUAUUUGACUAAUGCCAGGCAUUUGAUGGAGUGGAAUUAAAAAAAAACAUGAAAAUUUACUUCAGAAAAUGUUGAAUUGUGUGGAAUUUAAGAGUAAUAGACCAAACUAAGUGAAAAUUACAAAAAUUGAUUCAUUAGACUGAAAUUUUGAUAAAACUGUGCAUUUGUUCACUUAUUCAUGGCUCAAUUGCCUGGAAUAAAAAAAAUAUUCAAUUGCCUAAAAUUCUGAAGGAAUUUAUCCAUGGACAUUCGACUGCCUGGAAUCGGAACGAAAAGUUUAUUGAAUUUUGAAAAAAAUCUGGAAAAAUGCAUUCGAUUGCCUGGAAUUAAAAAAGCAUGGAAAUUUACUUUUAAAAAUUGCUGAUCUACCUAGAAUUAAAUAAAAAAUUCACUGAAUUUUGAAGAAAAAAGCGAUACAAUUAAACCCGCUUUAAAAAUGCUUGACAGUAGAAUCCUAAGCAUAGUUUUGACGAUUUCCAUGCAAAGAUCCGUGGUUCAAAUCCGCUUAAUGUCAUAUUGGACGUUUAUUUUUUUUAGUAUGUUAUUUGGGUUAGAAAGUAGAUGAAGAAUUUGGUUUUAUAAUAUUAAUGUUUAAAAAAAAAAUGCGUUGAAUUAUUUUGCUUAUUGCUUCUCUUCAAAUGCUUUCUUUCCAAGAUACAGGGUGUCGCAAUUAUUAGAUAGUUCCCUGGAAAUUAAGAAAAAUAGUAAUUUUUCCAUGGACAUUCAACUGCCUGGAAUCGAAUGAAAAAUUGACUGAGUUUAAAAAAGAAAUCUUAAUUGGAAUUUGUAAUGGCCUGGAAUUUAAGAAAAAUGGCCUAUACUAGGUUGAAUUAUCAAAAAAUAGUUGAAGUGCCUCAAAAUCUCAUAAAUUUCUAUUUUUUCACUUAUUCAUGGGUCAAUUGCCUGGAAUUAAAAAAAAAAAUUCAAUUCCCUAAAAUUCUGUGGUAAUUUAUCCAUGGAAAUGCAACUGCCUGGAAUCGGAACGAAAAAUUGAUUGAAUUUUGAAAAAAUCUGGAAAAAUGUAUUCGAUUGCCUGGAAAUAAAACAACAUGAAAAUUUCAACAUUUUUGCAUCUAAUUAUUCUUUUUUACUAUAAAUUAAAUUAAUUAUGUAUGAAAAUCUGUAUUUAGAACAGUUUUAUGCAGGGUAGGUCAGAUCUUAGCCAAUAAAAUUUUAACCACGUCCAAGUACUAGUUUAUCAUAUAAACAUAUGCGAGAAAUGCUUUCUCUCCAAGAUACAGGGUGUCGCAAUUAUAAAAUAGUUGCCUGGAGUUUAAGAAAAAUAGAUUGAACUACGUAAAAUUUUAAAAAACUGGAUGCAUCAAUCAGCUUAAAACCUUGACUAAAUUCCGCAUUUUUUCACUUAUUCGUGGCUCAACUGCCUGGAAUAAAUUAAAAAAAACUCGGUUGUCUAGAAUGUUUUAAAAUCAUUUUUCCAUGGACAUUUAAGUGCCUGGAAUCGAAUGAACUGACUGAAUUUUUAAAGAAAUCAGGAUAAACUUAUCCAGUUGCCUGGAAUUUAAGCAAAAGAAUUAUCAAAAAAAUCCUCAAUUGUCUGGGAUCUCAUAAAUUUCAAGAUUCUUCCACUUAUAGAUAUUUUUAAAGGGUUGCAAUUUAAAUGCAAGUAAACGAACAAUUAAAUAAACUACUACUGGAAUUAAAAAAAAAACAAGGAAAUUUACUCCAGAAAAUGUUAAAUUGCGUGGAAUUUAAGAGUAAUAGACCAAACUACGUGAAAAUUACAAAAAUUGAUUCAUUAGACUGAAAUUUUGAUAAAACUCUGCAUUUGUUCACUUAUUCAUGGCUCAAUUGCCUGGAAUAAAAAAAUAUUCAAUUGCCUAAAAUUCUGAAGUAAUUUAUCCAUGGACAUUCGACUGCCUGGAAUCGGAACGAAAAAUUUAUUGAAUUUUGAAAAAAAUCUGGAAAAAUGCAUCCGAUUGCCUGGAAUUAAAAAAGCAUGGAAAUUUACUUUGAAAAAAAUCUUUUGCUGAUCUAUGUACCUAGAAUUUAAUGAAAAAUUCACUAAAUUUUAACAAAAAAAUAAAAAAAGCGAUACAAUUAAACCCACUUUAAAAAUACGUUCCAGUAAGUAUCCUUGUCAUAGUUUUUAUGAUUUCCAUGCAAAGGAUCCGUGGUUCAAAUCCGCUUAAUGUCAUAUUGGACGUUUAUUUUUUUUAGUAUGUUAUUUGGGUUAGAAAGAAGAUGAAGAAUUUGGUUUUAUAAUAUUAAUGUUUAAAAAAAAUGCGUUGAAUUAUUUUGCUUGUUGCUUCUCUUCAAAUGCUUUCUCUCCAAGAUACAGGGUGUCGCAAUUAUUAGAUAGUUCCCUGGAAUUUUAGAAAAAUGGCCUAUACUACGUUGAAUUAUCAAAAAAUAGUUGAAGUGCCUCAAAAUCUCAUAAAUUUCUAUUUUUUUACUUAUUCAUGGCUCAAUUGCCUUGAAUUAAAAAAAAAUUCAAUUCCCUAAAAUUCUGAGGUAAUUUAUUCAUGGAAAUUGAACUGCCUGGAAUUGAACGAAAAAUUGAUUGAAUUUUGAAAAAAAUCUGGAAAAAUGUAUUUUUGCAAUGAAUUAUUCUUUUUUACUAUAAAUUAAAUUAAUUAUGUAUGAAAAUCUGUAUUUAGAACAGUUUUAUGCAGGGUGGGUCAGAUCUUAGCCAAUAAAAUUUUAACCACGUCCAAGUACUAGUUUAUCAUAUAAACGUAUGUGAGAAAUGCUUUCUCUCCAAGAUACAGGGUAUUCCAAUUAUUAGUUAGUUCCCUGGAAUUUAAGAAAAAUAGUAAUUUUUCCAUGGACAUUUAACUGCCUGGAAUGGAAAGAAAAAUUGACUGAAUUUAAAAAAGAAAUCCUAAUUGGAAUUAAGAAUGGCCUGGAAUUUAAAGAAAAUGACCUAUACUAGGCUGAAUUAUCAAAAAAUAGUCGAAGUGCCUGAAAUCUCAUAAAUUUCUAGAUUUUUUCAUUUUUUUCAAGGCUCAAUUGCCUAGAAUUAAAAAAAAAAUCAAUUCCCUAAAAUUCUCUGGUAAUUUAUCCAUGGAAAUUCAACUGCCUGGAAUCGGAACGAAAAAUUGAUUGAAUUUUGCAAAAAAUCUGGAAAAACGUAUUCGAUUGCCUGGAAAUAAAACAACAUGGAAAUUUCAACAUUUUUGCAUCGAAUUAUUCUUUUUUACUAUAAAUUAAAUUAAUUAUGUAUGAAAAUCUGUAUUUAGAACAGUUUUAUGCAGAGUGGGUCAGAUCUUAGCCAAUAAAAUUUUAACCACGUCCAAGUACUAGUUUAUCAUAUAAAAAUAUGUGAGAAAUGCUUUCUCUCCAAGAUACAGGGUAUUCCAAUUAUUAGUUAGUUCCCUGGGAUUUAAGAAAAAUAGUAAUUUUUCCAUGGACAUUUAACUGCCUGAAAUCGAAUGAAAAAUUUACUGAAUUUAAAAAAGAAAUCUUAAUUGGAAUUUACAAUGGCCUGGAAUUUAAGAAAAAUGGCUUAUACUACGUUGAAUUAUCAAAAAAUAGUUGAAGUGCCUCAAAAUCUCAUAAAUUUCAAUUUUUUCACUUAAUUCAUGACUCAAUUGCCUGGAAUUAAAAAAAAAUUCAAUUCCUUAAGAUUCUGAAGUAAUUUAUCCAUGGAAAUAGAAUUGCCUGGAAUCGGAACGAAAAAUUGAUUGAAUUUUGCAAAAAAUCUGGAAAAACGUAUUCGAUUGCCUGGAAAUAAAACAACAUGGAAAUUUCAAAAUUUUUGCAUCGAAUUAUUCUUUUUUACUAUAAAUUAAAUUAAUUAUGUAUUAAAAUCUGUGUUGGAGGGGUUUGAAUCACUGGAUUUCGAAGGACCACUUGCCCUCUCACACAACUUAAUUAUGAUGUUGACUGUUUAAUUAUAGACAUUGAUUUGUUUGAUAAUUUUAUUAAUGCUACUAAACGUAAACUUUAAUCGAUUAUAUUGUUACUUUGCUUGCAGACAGACAUGUUCUAUGAUAAUAAUGUACUUCUCCCUCUCCCACUCGCCGUCUUGGAGCUCUCCUCGCAUCGGUACAAAGUAAAAUUUAAAUGAAAUUUUAUACAGGGCUUAACAAUCUGUAUUUAGAACAGUUUUAUACAGAUCUUAACCAAGAAAUUUUAACUCAACUGCCUGGAAUAAAUAAAAAACUCAGUUGCCUGGAAUCGAAUGAAAAAUUGACUGAAUUUUCAAAGAAAUCAGAAAAACCUUAUCCAAUUGCCUGGAAUUUAAGAAAAAAAAUUAUCAAAAAAUCCUCAAUUGUCUGGAAUCUCAUUAAUUUCAAGAUUCCUCCACUUAUAGAUAUUUUUAAAGCGUUGCAAUCUAAAUGCAAAAAAACGAACAAUUAAAGAAACUACUUGGUGGUGCGAGGCCUCUGGCCACGCACAAGUCGGUUCUAGUACAAAUAUUCAAAUAGGACAAAGUUCUGUGAAUAUUUUGUACUAAUUAUCAGCCAUUGUAUAACACAACUGUACUAAAAAGACAUUUACUUCACGCAUUUUUUCCUUGAAGUUCCAAAUUAUUAAACAGCAGCAUUUUCGUUUCGAGGGCGCCACUUUAGUACUUCAAUAGUUCCCUUUUGUAUAUCUCGCUCUUCGAUUAAUUUACCGUAAUAGUACCAACUGUGAUAGUUCUAAGGGCCGCGAUAAUUUUAACCAUCUCACUUAUGUUUAAAAAAAAAAACCCACUGUAAUUACUACUUAAAUUACAAAUAAACAAACAGUGCGUGAUAUUGGAGAAUUUCAGACCCUCGAAAAGGUUUAUGCAUUAUUUUGCUUGUGUGUUUCAGUUUGUCAGUGCCAUGAUUGUUGUUACAUAAGCGCUAAAGAGUCCGUUUUACAAAUGUUUGUAGACGAACAUUCGUUAAACGGGCCGGGCGAGCUUGACGAGCCGAUGUUUGACAAUAGUUCGUUUUAUACAGUGUGAAAAUGAAGACUGAUGAUCCCUUAUGAUAGUGUAUAAGUUUAUAGCUCAAAUGGCCGGUUGCAAGUGGCUGCAUCCAGUAAGUACUGUGCUGUGCGCGGCUGUAUUCCAACAUUUAUAUUCUUUUUGCUCUUUUAGGUUUAUUAUCAUUAUUGUAUCACUUUAUCUUCGGCGAGUGUUCUUUCCUUUUUUUUUUCUAACGGGAUAUUCUGUUUUGUUUUAUUUAAAGUACACGAGUCAAGCAGAAUGUCCUUGGGACACUUUAAUGUCUAUCGGUUGUUUUUUUUCCAUUUCCCUAAAACGGUUUCGUUUUAUAGCGUCAUUAACGGUUUAUUGUAAAUUUUUGUUUACCGCGGAUUAAAUUUUUUUGUGGAUAUUUUUUUGUAGUUAUCAUAUCAGGAACAAUAAACGUAUUUCAUUUA